GAACGUCCUUUGGUAGUGGCCGAACUGAUCUCGUUGUUCAAUCGUACAGAAAUAUUUUUGUCCCUUGCGCCGAAUCUUACUGAAUCUGAAGUAUUCACAGAAGUCGAGAUGGACACUCUAAGUAAACUGCUCAAUAAAACCAAGGAUUGGCUUGCGGAAAAAAUGGAUUUGCAGUCGAAGCUGAAACCAACGGAUGUUCCAGCACUUUCUGUGAUUGAAGCAAAAGAUAUGUAUUUAUCUCUUGAUCGAGAAAUGAAAUAUCUGUUGAAUAAGAUGAAGUUUGCGAAGCCCAAAACACCGAAAAAAGAAGUGAAGACGAAUGAAACAGCUGCAGAAAAUAACGAUACCACACCGGAAACAAGUACAGUUUCCGUAGAGGAGGAACGAAGCGAAAUUGAGAGCGAUAAAGUGCCGCAUGAAGGAGAUGAAGAGAAAGAUGGGAGGACGGCGCACGAUAAUUCCGAGCUUUAG
Messenger RNA from Gongylonema pulchrum, 471 nucleotides. The record is from the annotation of a GenBank genome assembly. Lineage: Eukaryota; Metazoa; Nematoda; Chromadorea; Rhabditida; Gongylonematidae.